AUGGCUCCAGCGCUGGGUCUGGGGGUGCUCAUGGGGCUCCUGGGGUUCAUGGGGGGCCCGGGGUGCGCGACGAGAUUUCUCCACUCCCUGCGUUUCCUGCAUGUGGGGGUGUCAGAGCCCAGCCCUGGUAUCCCCCAGUUCAUGUCCAUUGGGUACCUGGAUGGGAUCCACUUCGUGCGCUACGACAGCGAGCGGGGCCGGGCGGUGCCGCUGACAAAGUGGAUGGAGGAUGGAGCCAAGCCGGGAUAUUGGGAUAGGAGGACCCAUAACUGUGAGAGGAGUCAGCACAUGAAUGCCAGAGUCAUGGAGACAGUGCGGGAGCAGUACAACCAGAGCAGGGGUCUCCACACUGUACAGCGGCUUUACGGCUGUGACCUCCUUUCCGACGGGAGCAUCCGUGGAGCCUACCAGCUCGGCUACGAUGGGCAGGAUUUAAUCUCCUUUGACCUGGAAUCCAGGAGAUUCCUGCAGUCCGACAGCGCUGCUGAGAUCACCAGGAGACACUGGGAGCAUGAAACAAACGAGGCUGAGAGCUGGACAAAUUACCUGGAGCACGAAUGCCCAGAACGGCUCCAGAAAUACAUCAGAUAUGGGCAGAAGGAGCUGGACCGCAAAGAGCUCCCAAAUGACCAUGUGUCCAGAAAAGAGGGACAUGGGACACUGAUCUUGUCCUGCCACGCAUACGGAUUCUACCCCAACGCAAUCACAGUCACCUGGAUGAAGGGGGAUGAAAUCUGGGAUCAGGAGACGGAGUAGAGUAGGGUCGUUCCCAACAGUGAUGGCACCUUCCACACCUGGGCCAGGAUCAAGGUGCUGCCAGAGGAGCAGGAGCAGUACCGGUGCCGGGUGGAGCAUCCCGGAUUGUCUGAGCCUGGGAUCUUUGCUUGGGAGCCGACAUCUGUCUGGAAUCUCACCGUGGUGAUCGCUGUGUCCAUCUUUGCUCUCAUCAUCAUCCUCCUCGUUGCCCUCAUCGGAUUCAUCGUCUGGAAGCGCCGAUCCGGGAGGAGAGACAGGGAUGGAUACAACAUAGCAGGCAGGAAUGAUGGGGAACCAAAGGCUUGAUGGCAG
Molecule: messenger RNA, 1068 nt
Organism: Cinclus cinclus
Lineage: Eukaryota; Metazoa; Chordata; Aves; Passeriformes; Cinclidae
Product: class I histocompatibility antigen, F10 alpha chain-like
Exons: 7
Biological process (GO): immune response
Cellular component (GO): external side of plasma membrane
Source: RefSeq, a predicted model, not a curated record